This is a messenger RNA of Erythranthe guttata (spotted monkey flower), 3037 nucleotides long. RefSeq names its product exocyst complex component EXO70C1. The record is from RefSeq and is a predicted model, not a curated record. Lineage: Eukaryota; Viridiplantae; Streptophyta; Magnoliopsida; Lamiales; Phrymaceae. Gene Ontology annotation, molecular function: phosphatidylinositol-4,5-bisphosphate binding. Gene Ontology annotation, cellular component: exocyst. Gene Ontology annotation, biological process: exocytosis.
AGGAAAAAAGAAUUGCAAAACAAUAGGUAUAAUAUGAAAGUUGAAAUUUUCAGGAUCAUGGUUAGUGGUGGAGAGCACUUCUCCAACAUUACCUAAAAUAAGAAGAACAACGCACCAACAAAACAUUGAUACUCUAUGUACAACAACAACAAGCCCUUGUUUCCAUCUCUCAAUACUAACUACCACAACCACCAUUUUACUUUUAGUAUUUCUUUUUUUCCUUCAACAAAUUCAAAAAUAUCAUAUUCAAUGGAUAAUUCCCCUACACUUUCGGUUUUGCAUGUUUUGCGCUACUCCCAAAUUCCCCAUCAUUCCCUCAUCUCUCUUCUUUCUCUCUCUUCAUUCUCUACCCAUCCUCUCUCUUUCAUGCCAAUUUUUGUCUGAAUACUUUGUCACAACCAAGACAACAAACAUUCAAACCCCAUUACAACUUUUAAUCAUGGAUGCCGAGAAAGACAAACCCCACGUUGAAAAAUCUCCAAGCUUUGAUUCCAAAACUACCAUGGAUGAUGACUCGGAAAAGGACCAACCACUCCCUGAAAAAUCCCCCACAGACAUUACCGAUACCAAAACCGAACCCGAAAAAGACGAUGUCAAUGACAAUGAAAAUGACAAGGGUCGAGAUCUCCCUGAUGAUGACGACAACGGAGUUAAGAAUCCAUCAUCACCUAAAUCACCCUCAGAUGCAGCCGAUCCCAAUUCUGAAAAUGCCCUCGAUUCCGAGAUCAAAGAGGAAAAAGAAAAAGAAGAAGAAGAAGAAGAAGAAAAGCCAGCUUUGCCACCUGAUCUCAACAAAAUCGUUGAAGAGAUUGAUCAAUUCAUCGCCCAAUUGAUCGACGACACCACGGGCCCGCCUGACUUGCCAAUUUCCGUAGAACAAUUUGUGGUCCUGAUGGAAGCGAAGAUCGAAGAUUACGAUUCCGUUGAUACCCCUGUGAAAUGGGGCCAACUAUCUGCAGAAGAUUCAUCUUCAUUCCUCGAAAACGUGAAUCGUGUUUCUUCUCUGUCAAAAACUCUCUCAAAAUUCUCGUCGGAUUACAAAUAUGCUUAUUCUAUCAAUCGAGUCGGAGGCGUUCUCCAGCGCUUGAUGUCGUAUGUGGAAGAAGAAUUCAAGUCACUCCUCGAGGAUUACAAGAUCCAAGAUUCCGAUCCCAGUAAUAAUAAAAAUGGAGAUACAAAGCCACCUAAGCAAUCACCUCCCAAUCAAGAAUCAGAUCAGAACCCACCCACGGAAUCAGAAGCCGCAGAUCAAGAACACAAUAUUAUAUCAGGAUAUUCCGACGAGAUUCUGUCGGACUUGAUUAGAUUAUCCGACGCAAUGAUCGCCGGAGGCUACGAAACGGAGUGUUUCCAGGCGUACCUAGUGGCGAGAAGAAAUGCACUGGAGGAGAGGCUCCACCAGCUCGGUUUUCAGAAGCACAGCAUGGACGAAGUGCACAAGAUGCAAUGGGAGUCACUGGAGAGGGAGAUCGAGUCAUGGAUCAAAAUAUUCAAGCAAGUAGCCACAGUUUACUUCCCCAACGAACGCAAGCUCUCAGAUUCCGUCUUCUCCAACCACUCCUCAUUCUCCGAGACCCUGUUCGGAAGUUUGGCGUACAACGUAACAAUCCAGCUCCUAAAUUUUGCCGAGGCCGUUGGGCUGACUAAGCGGGCCCAGGAGAAGCUGUUCAAGUUUAUCGACACGUACGAGGCUCUGAGAGAUACUGUGCCGGAGAUGGAUGCCUUGUUCGCGGAAGAGUGGCUGGUGGAGCUGAAAACGGAGGCGUCGAUUAUAAGAAGCAGACUGGGGGAAGCCAUGAUUUUGAUUUUCAAUGAAUUAGAAAACUCGAUCAGGGGUGACUCAGCGAAGAAUCAGGUUCCAGGAGGGGCCGUUCAUCCGUUAACUAAGUACACAAUGAAUUACCUGGAAUUUGCAUCAUCGUACAGGACAACAUUGGAGCAGGUCUUUCGGGAGCAUCAGAAGAUCGAGAGAGCUGACUCGGCAACUGGAUCGGAGUAUGACUACACUUCGCAGGCACAGAAUGUCAGCAGCGGUAGUGAGGCGGUGAAGCAGUCUCCUUUCCAGGCACAGAUAAUAAAAGUGAUGGAUCUCAUGGAUGCUAAUGUGGAAGCAAGAUCAAAGCUUUACAAGGACCCUUCUUUGAGCUCGAUUUUCAUGAUGAACAAUGGAAGGUACAUCUUGAAGAAGAUCAGAGGGUCGAGCGAGCUCAACGCACUGAUGGGCGACACGUGGUACCGGAAAAAGUCGUCGGAUCUGAGGCAGUACCACAAAGGGUACCAACGGGAAACGUGGGGGAAAUUGCUGAGCUGUCUCACGCAGGAGGGUUUGACUGUGAAUGGGAAAGUGAUGAAGCCGGUGCUUAAGGAGAGGUUCAAGAGUUUUAAUGCCAUGUUCGAUGAGAUACACAAGACGCAGAGCAAUUGGGUAGUCGGAGACGAGCAACUUCAGUCGGAGCUUAGGGUUUCGAUAUCGAACAUGGUCAUUCCAGCGUACAGAUCCUUCCUAGGAAGGUACGCUCAGACUUUUACUCCGGGGAGGCAAACGGAGAAGUAUGUAAAGUAUCAGGCAGAAGAUAUAGAAACGUAUAUCGAUGAGCUUUUCGACGGGACUGCAACUCCGAUGGGAAGAAAGAAGCCAUAAAAAAUUGUUGUGCCACACAAAAGAAGAGAUCAUCCCUGCAAAAUAAGAUGUGGUGAAAGCCAAAUAUCAGUAGCUAUAUAUGAUGCUGCGUUCUUUAUAAAUUAAUUAAUUAAAUUAUAUUGGUAGGCUAAGUUCAUAUGAAGAGCCCUGAAGAUUUGAUCAGCAUAUUUCGUUGGAUUUGAUUUCUAGGGCCAAUCAAUUAUCUGAAAGGUGAUUGAUAAUAGGGGCCUCAGUUAUUUAUCCCUUUUAAUUUGUCUUAAAUCAUUUUGUAUUUUCAUUUUAUUUCACUUCAUCUGUUGAUUAGUGUAAUCCAGAAUGCUGUUUUGUAGCUGUUCUUUCAUAGUUAUACAUUGUAUUUUUAUUGCAAUAUACAGCAAUUAAUUUUGUCAGAGAGAA